Molecule: messenger RNA, 621 nt
Organism: Pyricularia pennisetigena
Lineage: Eukaryota; Fungi; Ascomycota; Sordariomycetes; Magnaporthales; Pyriculariaceae
Exons: 2
Coding region: 1-621 (206 amino acids)
Source: RefSeq, a predicted model, not a curated record
AUGUAUGGAAAUUGGUACGCGAUACUUCCGGUUCGGAGGCCGCGCGCAAAAUGUCCAGUUUCGCGCAGAGCCCGUUCGAUCCUCGACACGGCAAACGCCUCGCCAAGCAACGUAACGCUCCGGGGUCUGUUUGUACAAACGAUCGCAUCCCUGAUCGCAUCCCUGUGCGACACGGCGCCGGCUGCGUGCGCGGCGACUAUCUCGCCAGAGGAGCGCCCUAUCACCGCGCUUCGCGCACUUUACGGCGCGGGCCAGCCAGACGCUGACGCAGGGCAGCAGCAACGCCUGCUCGAUCGCAGGGCUCUGGUGCCGCGCGAGACGGCUCGCGCGACGUGCGCAAGAAGCUGGCCGCCGAGACCACGGACGAGGGCCAGCUGGCGACCCCUCAUUAGGUGUUUUUUUUCUUUGGCGGUGGCCGAGACGAUGCAGCUGCCCGAGGGGACUCCCCCGCGCCUCGACGUGCGCCUGAUGAACUAUGUGAUCGAUUUCUCGGUGGCUGUGGACCUGCGCGCGUGGUUUUUGAGGGAGUUUGAGGUGAGCGUGCCUGUCUUGAGCAUCCUCAAUGGGGAGAGCAUAAGGGAGCUUUGCAAGACGGUUUUGUCGCAGAUGCAGUCUAAAUAG